Molecule: messenger RNA, 1494 nt
Organism: Megalops cyprinoides (Indo-Pacific tarpon)
Lineage: Eukaryota; Metazoa; Chordata; Actinopteri; Elopiformes; Megalopidae
Gene: tmem265
Product: transmembrane protein 265
Exons: 2
Coding region: 73-1116 (347 amino acids)
Source: RefSeq, a predicted model, not a curated record
GGUCGAUUGAGAGGGGCUUAGGAAAGGAGCACCAUCCAGGCAAAGGGAAGACCUGUACCGUAUGUCUUGGGUAUGGUGCCCCCGCCCCAGGUGUGUGUUGCGACCCUGGUGACGGUAAGCACAAUGGUUGUGGUGGACCUCUACCUCCUGGAGCAGAGCAUGCUGGGGUCUGCAUUGGGGGCGGGGGCGGGGCCGGGGGCAUGGCCAUGCGCAGCCGUGCUCCUGGGCGACCUCUGCUUCCUUCUGGCCCUGCGCUUCAUCUCGGCGGGCGUGGCUUCGGAGGCACGCUCCCCCCGCCGUGGCUUUGCCAGCGCCCUCUGGUUCCUCUUCCUUUCUGUGCUGCAGUUAAAGCUCUUCUUCGUGUGCCAGAACUAUCGACAGGACCGGCGGCCGCCAGACCCACUGGCUCGCAAGACGCUAACGCUGCUGCUGUCCGUUUGCCUGCCGUCGCUCUUCCUGGUCUUGACGGGUGCCGAGCACAUGACCCCACUGCGGCGGAAGCAGGAGCUGCGCAGCCGGCUGCUGUGGGUGGUGGUGGACCUGCUGGACGUGCUGGACCUGCAGGCAGGCCUGUGGGAGGCGCAGGGCAGCCCCGGCGUGCCGCUCUGGGUGGAGGGCCUGGUCUUCUUCUACUGCUAUGUCCUACUGCUGCUGCUGCCCUGUGUCUCGCUGACCGAACUGGGCUCUGCCCCACCGGUGGCGGGGGAGGUGGGGCUCCGCCGGGAGGCUGUGUACCCCUGGCUCAGCCUGGUCGCUGUCAAUGUGCUGACGCUGCUGCUGCGGGCCGCGGGCAUGCUGUGGUACCGAGACCCGCGUGUCUCCACCGUCUUCCUGGGGAAGAACCUGCUGGCCAUGACCAUCCGGCUCAGUUCGGCAUGGGAAUGGCGGCAGCAGGGAGGGGGACGGAGUGGCAGCAGCGGGAGUGGGACCGCUGGCAGGGAGGCAGGGGAGGCGGGUGGGGCCGAGCCCCCUGGGCAGCCAGCCCAUGCAUCAUCUUCCCUGCCACCGUCCCGCUGCCACACCCUCUCACAGGCGCACGCCCACGCCCCCUCCCUUGUCAGCCUGGACCCCAGCGAGACAACCUUGGGGCCGUCCUUCAUUUCGCAUGAGCUCUAGACUCCUCCCCCUUGCCACGGCUCCUCCCAAUCCGGCCUGGCCAAUGACUCACUCAAUUAACAUGUUGUUUGUCUGGAGCCCGAUAUACACACCCUGCAGGACCAUUUUCUAACCUGGAGUGCCCCUUGUGGCGGUACAGUGAAGUGCCUUCCAGCAGGGUGGAGCAGCAGUAUUGCCUUACACCCUCCCAUUGUGUGGGACUUUAGUCCCUUCUCCUGUACUGUGAAGCAUGACCUUAGCCUAACUGCCGCUGUCCACUGCUCCUCUUGCAAUGCGGUGGCGCUCUAAUAAAAUGAUUAAUUUUCACGCGUUCUGUUAUUUCCCCUUAGCCACGGCCUCUCUCAGCCUGGCAACCCGUCUCAAUAGUACAGCACAGCU